Blastomyces gilchristii SLH14081 is the source of this 1472-nucleotide messenger RNA. RefSeq names its product GNAT family acetyltransferase. Gene Ontology annotation, molecular function: protein-N-terminal-alanine acetyltransferase activity; protein N-terminal-serine acetyltransferase activity. NCBI's taxonomy places the organism in Eukaryota, Fungi, Ascomycota, Eurotiomycetes, Onygenales, Ajellomycetaceae. The coding region runs from base 516 to 1226 and encodes 236 amino acids. The transcript has a single exon. The record is from RefSeq and is a predicted model, not a curated record.
AAACCACAAACUUGCUGACAAGGAACCAAUUUGUUCAACAUAUUUUUCUUUCAUUGAUCAACCGAUAUGUUUAUAUCACAGAAAUGCCAAAUAUCUCAUCCCUUUCUACAUGGCGAUAGUACGCGCGUUAAUAACCCUUGCGCAAGCAACUAUUACUAUGCUCCAAGCACGGAAUGGCCUACCUUGCCUUUUUAUACGCCGAUAAAUUACCCCGCGAGUUAGCAUCAGUGGGAUGCGCCGAUGCGACUUCAUUGGACCGAUUGCCCGGAGGACUCAGAAGAUUAUUUCUACUCACAAAAUGUUCUAUGGGAACUCAUGAAAAACGACCCAUGAACAUCUUCUCUCGCGGCCCAAUAUCAUAUCGAGAUUACAUUAUUCUCACCGGGACGUGAUACAGCCAAUAUUUGAUUACCCAGCCCGCGAAAGGGACAGACCCAUAUCGACUUACGUUAUUAUUUAGCUCUGCCCUGUCCAUACCGCAGUUCUAAUACUCAACGGCCAUUAUUUAGACAAUCAUGGCGGAACCUCAAUUCGGCCCUAUAGUUCCAGAGAACCCCGCCAUCCCACCUAUACGUAAAUCACUACACGGGCAAACCAUCUCACUAGAACCCCUCACUCUAGAGCAUGCCGAUUCCCUCUUCACCUGUCUAGGCGGCACAGACAAUGGGAGCAUAUGGGACUACAUGCCCGAUGGGCCCUUCACGUCAGAAGCCGAAUUCGACAUAUUCAUAGCCAGCUUGGCCAAAUCCGAGCAGCGGGUCUUCUUCAGCGUCAUAGACCGCACCGGUCUCAAUGCCCACUACAGGGGCAAGGCAAUUGGCUUCCUGAGUCUCCUCCGCAUCGAUGUUAGUAACCGGGUGGUGGAAAUCGGCUUCGUUACCUUCGCCCGGAUGCUGCAGCGUACCACUGCUGCGACGGAGGUAUUCUACCUCAUGCUUAAAUACGUGUUUGACGAGUUACAUUUCCGCAGAUGUGAGUGGAAGUGUAAUGAUUUUAACGAGCCGUCGAAACGCGCAGCAAUACGGCUAGGGUUUGUGUUUGAGGGGGUGUUCAGGAACCACAUGAUUGUUAAAGGGCGCAAUCGCGACUCGGCGUGGUUUUCGAUUGUUGAUCAUGAGUGGGAGGGAGAGGUGAUGGUGGCCCUUGAAAAAUGGCUGAGCGCUGGCAAUUUUGACGCUGAGGGCAGGCAGAAGCAGGAUCUGGUCAGUAUUAGACAGGAGAGAUAAAGGAUUUCGAAGUUAUAAGUGUUUCUAAUGUCUGUAGGACAUCAGAAAAGGACCUGUACUUAUUUCAUUUUACUUUACAUUUUUGCCCCAGGUACUUUCCGCUAAUUCUUCAGUGGCAUGUUCACGACCCGGAAGAAAUAAUAAUAGUAGAAUAGAAUAAUAGAACUUUUAUCGGGAGUUGCGAGCUGCUAAUUCUUCUCUGACCUGCAAAUUUUGUCUCGCUAACGUGCGCAUUUCAGAUCUCAA